AUGAAAUAAUAAUAUAGUGUGAUACUACCAAUUAGUGCUGAAAGUUUCUAAAAGGGGAGCAAAUUUGUAGACUACCUGAUUGACUUCGAUCUGAGUAAGCAAAAUUAGUAAAAGGUUGAAUUGUCACCAAUUGUCAAAAUGUACAUCCUCUCCAAUUACUUACCAGAGUUCAUGGUGAAAUUGACAAAUCAGAAAUAGAUUCAAAUUCAGGAACGCAAGACCUCGUUUGAAAAUUGUGAACAGAGAAUAUUUAAUGUGGUUCAAUUUUCAGGAAUCGAGGUGGCAGUAAUUGCCAAAGUAAGUCCAAAUUCGAAUAGAGCUGCUCAAGUGAUUGAUGUGGUUGCAGAAGAGUUGGAUUACUUUAAGGGCUAUGAAAAGGAUGUCGAGAGAAAAUUGAGAGACAACUUUGGCAUCUUGGAGAAGAAUAAUUGGUAACGAUUCUGUCCCAACAUUGUUGCUGUUAAUUUGAAUGUUGAAAUCAAUAUCUAUUAAUAUGGAGAAGAGUCAAAUGUAAUUGCAUAAUUCUUAACAGAAAUAAUAAGAAAGUACAUAUUGUAUUUCUACAAGUCCAUGCUCCUCACCUACAAUGUUUGGUAGAGCAUGAACGAUUCUGAAUUGUUUAGAAUGAAUAAAACAGUUCUCUUGCAAUAACAAGAGGUCAAAUUGAAUCUCUUUCAAUAAAUAACCUCACUCAAAGAUUUACAAAAGACCUCGUAUAAAGAAUUAAAGAAGAAGUACUUCAAGCACUACUCCAAUCUAUCCUAAUCCACAUUCUCCACUCCUGUCAAAUAAUCCUAGGUUAGUCUUACGAGUUCAUAAACACCAACUAAAACUCCCUAAAUACAGCGAAAAAAAGCAGGAAUGAUUUUGAAACGAGGAGAUGGACCCAUAGAUUACAAUUGGAAUCAGAGAUAUUUGGUUUUAGAUGGACAAACCUUAAUUUACUUUAAGGAUAGAAAUGAUAAGGUACCCAGAGGUGCCAUCAAUCUAAGGGAAGCCUACAUCUCACCUAUGUCUACUUUGGAUGAUAGGGAACAUUGCUUUUAUAUUGAGGUGGAGGCCUAAAAUAAUAAACAAUUCUAUUUCAGCGGUGAGACUCUGGAUGAAACUGAACAAUGGCGUGAAGAGAUCUCCCAAGCCACAACAGCAGUAGUAUAAGCAGAAAAGCGACCCUCUUUUGUAGUUACUAACACCUACCUAUUGACUGACACUCUCCCUUAGGAAUUAUCGAAACAUAAAAUAUUGACAAUUCUUGAUGAUUUACAACAUCAAUGGCAAUUUCGCAAAUUUAGAAAUGGAGUCAAAAUAUACGAGAGUCCUAUCCAAAAUAAAAGCACCUUGAAUUGGAAGCUAUAUCUACUUUUGAGUAUUGCAUUCGCUAUUAGUGUCUAUCUGAAACCUAAUUGGUUACCGUUUUUGAUGGCUUUUCUGGUUGCAGGCUUGUCUGCCUCUUAUUUUAAUAAGCAAAAGGCGUAGACCAUACGCGUUUAUGGGAGGAUGGUUUGUGACAUAGAUUCAUCAAAGGCAUUUAGAAUAAUUAAGAACUUGAAGUUUAAAAAGGUCUUGGACAGCAAUUUUGUUUAGAUUAAUAAAAUAAAGGAUAGCAACGAAUUAGAAUUUACUAAAAGAGCUAAGGUUCAUUUUAUAAUACAUCCCAUUAGACAAAAGUAAGUCGUCUCAAAACCAGUCAUCAUUCAAAUGAACCUAUUGAGAUAUCGAUUCAUCAUAAACAAUGGUAGCUCCUUCAUUGUCGAUAUCUUGAAUUCUGAAAACAACAAGUUUAAUAUGUUCGAAGCAUACGAAAUUCAAAGAAUUCCCAAGGUCUCAGGCAAAGGACUAAUUAAUUAUUAUUGUGAGAUCACGUGUUCCAAAAUAACAACCGAAUUGGAAAAAUACUUAUACAACAAAGCAGAGAACUUAAGCUUGAUUUCAUAAACCAUUGAUGAAGAAAGAUUCCACUAGUUCCAACAAUCCAUUGUAAGUGAACUCUCAUCCACCUAUAUUCGACAGAAAUCAAAGUCUAUUGUAGGAUUUGAUGAAUAAAUAAAUUCUAUCACAUUAUUGAAGAAUGGAUAGCAACUCAAAAGCAAAAGACUGGAAGAACGAGUUCCAGGAUAUAGAAGAUUUAAAGAGGGAGGAAUUGAAUGUUUCAACAAGGAAGAAACUAAGGCAUAGGAUGGAUUGGUAUUAGAUUUAAUGAGAUCGGCAGGCAGAUAACUAUUUGAAGGUCGAAAUAUCAUUUCAUUCUCACUUCCUGUUCGUAUUUUUGAACCUAGAUCCAUGAUUGAAAGGAUAUGUGACUAUUGGGGUUUCAUGCCUAUUUACAUGGAGUAUGCUAUAGGAUAACAAGAUGAGAAAGAGAGGUUUAAACUUGUUGUCACAAUGAUCAUAGCUGGACUAUACAAUGGAGGCAGAUAGAAGAAACCAUUUAAUCCUAUUUUAGGUGAAACAUUCUAAGGUUCAUGGUAAGAUGGAUCAUCCAUUUCCAUUGAACAUACUAGUCACCAUCCUCCUAUCUCUCAUUUCUAUAUUGAGCAUUUCAGGAAGAAAUAUAGAUUUUAUGGUCACUUUGAGUAUUAGGCUGCAUUGAGAUAUAAUGCUGUUAUUGGUCAUCAAGUUGGGGAGAAUGCCGUAGAAUUUAGUGAUGGAUAAAGGAUUACAUUUAGUAUGCCUCCUGCUAAAGUCAGUGGUUUAAUUUAUGGUGCUCGCUUGUUGGAAUGGUAUGGCAGUAUCAAAUUUGUUGAUCAGAAGAAUGACAUUGUUUGUGAUAUCAAGUUUUCUGAAGGUGCAGGUAUGUUAAUUGGGAGAAAUUAGAAGCCCACUGAUUACUUUGAGGGGACCUUGUUUUAGCAUAAUAGAGUAAUAUCCAAAGUUGAAGGUUCUUGGCUAGAAUCCAUUAGUUGGGAUGGAAUCAAAUAUUGGGAUUUGGAAAAGAUAGAUCCCGCCUAUAUCAUCAAAAGUGAAUCCCCAUUGCCCAGUGAUUGCAGAUUCAGAACCGACCUUAUUGAAUUGUCGAAUCAUAAUUUAGAUGGAGCUUAAGAGGAAAAAACUAGACUUGAAAUCAUCUAGAGAAGAGACAGAAAGCUAAGAUAAGAUUAUAAAAAUAGCAAAUAGAAAUGA
Molecule: messenger RNA, 3120 nt
Organism: Paramecium tetraurelia
Lineage: Eukaryota; Ciliophora; Oligohymenophorea; Peniculida; Parameciidae
Exons: 8
Cellular component (GO): cytosol; intracellular membrane-bounded organelle; membrane
Molecular function (GO): sterol binding
Source: RefSeq, a predicted model, not a curated record